AUGAAUCAUGAAUUGGGAAAUUCUAUUGCAAGCAACGUGAUUGAUACAUUUAAUGGAUUGACCAUAAAAUCGGGAAAGCCAGUUGUUAGAUCAAAUGGGGUAGAAGAGUGGACGGUGCUUGCUAGUGUGGUUGCAAUUGUCAACAACAACAUUAUGCCAAUUACCUUAGCAACAGGAGUGAAAACUUUACCAAACAAAGUCAGAUCUUAUUCAAAUGGUUUAAUGGUACAUGAUAUGCAUGCAGAAAUAUUAGCCCUUCGCUUAUUCAAUUAUUAUUUGCUAGAGAAGGACUGUCCAUUGGUCGAGUACCUGGAGGAUACUAGAAAGCUAAAAUGUGAUGUCAAGUUGGCACUUUUCAUUAGUGAGCCCCCAUGUGGUGAUGCAUCUAUGUCAUACAUUUCCUCCAGCCUAACUGAUAAUGAACCUUGGACUCCACGAAAGAAACAAAAACUAAACAGAGGAAGAAACAAUUUUGGUGAAUUAGGGGUUGUCCGAACAAAACCUGGAAGAUCAGACAGUUUGAUAAGUUAUUCCAAGUCAUGCUCAGAUAAAUUGUGCUUGAAACAGUUGGUUGGUAUAUGCAAUGCUACAACAUCAACUUUGUUUAGGGAUAACAUUUUUCUUGAUUAUUUGGUGACUAAAAAUCUUUCUUUUGAAGAUUUCCAUCGGUGCUUCAGAACAAGAUUUGAUCUACGAAACGCGACACAUCCCCUACAGUUGCUAGCUUACAAUUGCGAUGGCUAUGGAUUUACAAAGAGUGAAAAGAAAUCGCCGUCGCCAUUGUGUCUUCUUCAUAUCGUUCCUUUGAAAGUGAUUCAGGUUUUGAACAAUGGUGUGAAAAAUGGGUCCUUCAUAAAAGACAAGCCUCCUAAGAAAGGUGGUGAAAGUAUUAUAUGCAACCAACAUUUCAUGCGAAAGCUAAAACAGAUACGUGAUGUUGACUAUCCAGAUUAUCUAACUUUUAAACACUCCAAUAAGGAACGACUGGCAUUAAAGAGGAUGGGGAAGGAGAAACUAAAAGACUGGGUUCUGUCUAAUGCCGACAAUUUUUUAUUAUAG
This is a messenger RNA of Candida dubliniensis CD36, 1059 nucleotides long. RefSeq names its product tRNA-specific adenosine deaminase. The transcript has a single exon. Gene Ontology annotation, biological process: tRNA wobble adenosine to inosine editing. The record is from RefSeq and is a predicted model, not a curated record. NCBI's taxonomy places the organism in Eukaryota, Fungi, Ascomycota, Pichiomycetes, Serinales, Debaryomycetaceae. The coding region runs from base 1 to 1059 and encodes 352 amino acids. Gene Ontology annotation, molecular function: RNA binding; tRNA-specific adenosine-37 deaminase activity.